Alosa alosa (allis shad) is the source of this 2971-nucleotide messenger RNA. It is a transcript of the gene cherp, whose product is annotated as calcium homeostasis endoplasmic reticulum protein. NCBI's taxonomy places the organism in Eukaryota, Metazoa, Chordata, Actinopteri, Clupeiformes, Clupeidae. The transcript has 19 exons. Bases 186 to 2933 code for a protein of 915 amino acids. Gene Ontology annotation, cellular component: perinuclear region of cytoplasm. Gene Ontology annotation, molecular function: RNA binding. The record is from RefSeq and is a predicted model, not a curated record. Gene Ontology annotation, biological process: RNA processing; intracellular calcium ion homeostasis.
GUCGGAAAGAAUGUGAUGUAUUUCCGGUGUGUGGAAGUUGAAGAAAUACAGCGCCCGUGUCCAAAUAUAACACGAAUCUUGCCUAUGUUUUAACUUACAGGUGUACCUUUUUGGUACACGUGAUAUUUUGUCAUUUUUUCCACUGUCUGCAAUUACCAUUGCUUUAGUCUGCUUGAUACAUCAUCAUGGAUAUUUCGACACCUCCAGAAGACCAAGAGCUGAGAAAUGUCAUCGACAAACUGGCUCAGUUUGUUGCUCGCAAUGGUCCCGAAUUUGAAAAGAUGACGAUGGAGAAACAAAAGGAUAAUCAUAAAUUUUCUUUCCUAUUCGGAGGAGAGUUCUUUGGAUACUACAAGUACAAACUCGCCAUUGAACAGCAACAGCAUUCUUCCACACACGAGUGUGAAGAGUAUAAAUUGGAAGUGAUGUGCAAACCACCUGGGAAGGAGAUCCCAGACGUGCCCCCACCCAUUACCUUGCUGCCUCCGCCGCCUAUCCCUCCGGCCACCCCUGCAGUGGAUGACCUGAUCCAGCAGAGCACGUGGAACCUGCAGCAACAGGAGCAGCACCUCAACACACUCAGACAGGAACAAGUGACGGCGGCCAUUGCUUUAGCAAUGGAGCAGCAGACACAGAAGCUGCUUGCUGACACUCAGCUGGAUGUUGGGGAGUUUGACAGCCUUCUACAGCCAAUCAUCGACACCUGCACAAAAGAUGCCAUUUCAGCUGGUAAAAACUGGAUGUUCAAUAACGCCAAGGGCCCUCCACACUGCGAGUUAAUGUGCUCCCACCUCCGCAAUCGCAUCACGGCAGAGACGGCCCACUUUGAGCUGCGCCUCCACCUCAUCUACCUGACCAACGAUGUCCUCCAUCACUGUCAGAGGAAGCAGCAGCGAGAUCUCCUGGCUGCUAUUCAGAAGGUGGUGGUGCCCAUCUACUGCACAAGCUUCCUGGCUGUGGAGGAGGACAAACAGCAGAAAAUAACCCGGUUACUGCAGCUGUGGGAGAAGAAUGGCUAUUUUGAUGACCUCACCAUCCAGCAGCUCAAAAACCCAGCUGUGGGGUUGGGCCAGUACCAGGCGUCGCUGAUCACAGAGUACGCCGCUGUGGUGCAGCCCGUCCAGCUGGCCUUCCAGCAGCAGAUCCAGACGCUCAAAACACAGCACGAUGAGUUCAUCACCAACCUCAAGCAGCAGCAGACGGUCGCUGUGGCAGCGGCUGCGGCGGCCGUCGGCCAGCUGGCGCCAGCGGACGGGGAAGUGAAGUCACAAGGAGCGCCGCUGACCUCCCAGCCAGGUGAGGGUAAGCCCCCUAUGGCGGGCCCACCUCCAGGAGAUUAUGACGGUACUCCCACCCGACCCCCAGACUCCUCCAAUCCGAGCGGCCCCUCGGACAUCCCAUCCUCCAAGUCCGGCUGGUUCGAACCCCAGCACAACAUGCCAGCCUGGAACCCCCAGCAGCCUCCUCCCUUCGACCCCACUCAGGCCCCCCCGCCAUGUCCUCCGUGGAACAGCCACGAGGGCAUGUGGAACGAGCAGAGGGACCCCAGCUGGAGUGGCCCUCGCGAUGGUGGAGGUGGCGGCGGAGGCCCGUGGAGUGGUCAGUCGGAGCCCCCUCCCUCCUGGAGCGGCCAGUACGACCAGCCGCCCUGGAGCAACCAGCCGGAUCAGCCCCCCUGGGGCCAGAGGGAGCCCCCGUUCAGGAUGCAGCGGCCCCCGCACUUCCGAGGCCCCUUCCCGCCCCACCAGCAGCCGCCACCCUUCAACCAGCCCCCUCCCCCGCACAACUUCGGCCGUUUCCCGCCGCGGUUCAUGCAGGAUGACUUCCCGCCACGUCACCACUUUGAUAGACCCCCAUACCCCCCACACCGUUUUGAUUACCCUCAAGGAGACUUCCCAGGAGACAUCGGGCCGCCACCUCAUCACCACCCAAGUCAGAGGAUUCCGCCCCCAGGAAUGGCUGAGCAUCCACCGUGGGGCGGCAACCAGCACCCGGACUUCGGUCCCCCGCCCCAUGGCUUCAACGGCCAGUCGCCCCACAUGAGACGCCCGGCUCCCGCACACGUCAGCCAGGACGACCCCAGUCUGGUACCCAACGUCCCCUACUUCGACCUGCCAGCAGGCCUGAUGGCUCCGUUAGUAAAGCUAGAAGACCAUGACUACAAGGCUUUGGAUCCCAAAGACAUCCGCCUUCCACCUCCCAUGCCUCCUAGUGAGCGGCUACUGGCUGCAGUGGAGGCCUUCUACAGCCCCCCAUCACACGACAGACCCAGAAACAGUGAGGGCUGGGAACAAAAUGGCCUUUAUGAGUUCUUCAGAGCGAAGAUGAGAGCGAGGCGGAAAAAGGAACAGGAGAAGCGCAACAGCAUGCGAGCCAGCCGUUCCCGCAGUCGCUCUCGCAGCAGGGGGCGCUCUUCGUCACGUUCUAGUUCUAGGUCUUCCAAGUCUUCGCGGUCCUAUUCCAGGUCCCGGUCCCGGUCCCGUUCCAGAUCCUACUCUCGAUCCAGAUCCAGAAGCAGGAGCCGGUCACGGUCGUCACGCAGUCGCUCCCGGUCCCGAUCUCGCUCCAAGUCACCAGACAAGAAACGCCAGGAGAAGUCUCGCAGCCCUACUCCCCCCUCAACGUCUGGGCUCGGUACGGGGUCAUCGGUGCCCAUUGAUCUGCGGCUUGGAGAGGAGAACAAGGGACACCAGAUGCUCAUGAAGAUGGGCUGGAGUGGCUCUGGAGGACUUGGAGCCAAGGAGCAGGGCAUCCAGGACCCCAUCAAAGGUGGAGAUGUGCGAGACAGGUGGGACCAGUACAAGGGUGUCGGGGUAUCGCUGGACGACCCUUAUGAGAACUACCGCAGGAACAAAAGCUACAAUUUUGUGGCCCGUAUGAAAGCCAGAGAAGAGGUGAAUCGGGAACCGCCAGAGCCUGCAACAACAGAAUGAUAAAUCAUCAAUUUAAAACCCCAUCCAUUUUUUUUUAA